Messenger RNA from Engraulis encrasicolus (European anchovy), 876 nucleotides. RefSeq names its product leukocyte cell-derived chemotaxin-2-like. The transcript has 4 exons. The record is from RefSeq and is a predicted model, not a curated record. NCBI's taxonomy places the organism in Eukaryota, Metazoa, Chordata, Actinopteri, Clupeiformes, Engraulidae. Bases 47 to 559 code for a protein of 170 amino acids.
CCUGCAGUAGUUACAUUACAGAUCAUCACUGGAAACAAAGAGAAGAAUGAAGCUCAUAGUCAUACUGGUGCUUCUGUUGUGGAAGGAGACCCAGCCUUUCUUCAUGGCUCGCCAGGCAAAAUUUGGUCGACUGUGCACCAGAGUCUUUUUCAACAAAGUCAGAGAUUGUGAUAAUUACGGCUGUGGAGGCUAUGGUGCGGGCAGGAGAUCGAAUGGAAACCAGAGAACACAUGAGGGCAUUGACAUAAAAUGCAAGGAUGGUGCCACAGUCCGUGCACCAUUUAAAUUGACUCUGGAGGGCGUAUCCGUUCCUUAUCGCUGGCCUGCUCCUUCCCCCAAAGAUCAGAUCAACGACGGGGUAAAAAUCAUCGGAGCAGAACCAAAAUUCCAAGAUCUGUGUGUCAAGCUGUUCUACGUGAAGCCAGACCAGUACUCUGGCACUCUGGAGCAGGGUGCUAGGAUCGGUGUGAUGCUCAACAUGCAGGACGUCUACCCUGGUAUCACAUCUCACAUUCAUGUCCAGAUGUGUGACAAAUCUGACCCAACUAAGUAUUUUUGAAACUGCCAAAUUCUACAAACGACAAUACAAUGGUGUCUGACAUGUUCUGACAGAAAACAUAUGAACAGACACUGUAUUUCCUGUUUGUGAUAUCCUCCUUAUGAUGAUGGCAUAUUUUCUGAUCAACAACGUUGAGUAGGCCUAUUGGUCAAGCCCAUUUAUGAGAAUAUGAUGAAAUAUUCACUUGCUUCUCUAUAUAGAAUGUCUUGUUUUGCAGUCAGAAAAUACAUCGAUACUUAUUAUCCUUUGUGCUUUGCAUAAUUACAUUACAUCACAUUAUACUUCGCUGACGCUUUUAUCCAAAACGACUUACAGUU